AUGUGUGAUUAGAAGUGAUCCAACCAUCAUGGCGCACUAUAAUUAUGCGCAAUGACGCCUAUAAUUUAUUUGCAUUCAACCAGAUGGUUUUCUGACGUGAUUCCUCCGGUUUAUGCUGCACAAUCAUCAGCUUUUAGCUUCACAAUAUCAGGUCAACAUGUACUUUAACAAGAUUAUUCUUUGCUUUGUGGGAAAUUGUGGAUUUCUCUGAACUCCACGUUUCUUUUUGACGCACAGAGCGGUUUCCAUUAUGUUUCCCGAAGAGAAUGGUGUUGCUGCAAAGCUUUCAAUUAAAUAUUCCAGUGAUGGUUCUCAAUUUUCUUCCUUUUUUUCUGUGUGCUUCAGGGCAAGUAGGCUGGAGAGGAGUUUCCGCUUCAGCCAGGGAGCCAAUGGAGUCUCUCCUAUGAGCUCACAUGAGUUUCUCCGGACAGUUUUUAAUGACUGAUAUUGAUGUAUGGUAAUUCCUUAGCUCGAUCACAUGACACAAUUACCUCAAGAAUCGAUCAAGAUGUAUUGCAGGUCUGCCUGCGUUUCCUAUUUUUUUCUCCCUCGCUGGGUCUUUCCACACGCGCGCCGUGCUAUAGAUGGACAAAGUUUAACACCGUAGAGCUGCCAAUUCCUCUCUUGCAAAGAGGAAAAGGGGGAGAAGAGAUAUGACGGAAUACGAUGAUCGCAGCUGUGCGUCAAAUAUGUUCCUACCCAGCUGCACUUAUUACGUUUCGACGCCCGAUUUUACAUCCGUCUCCUCUUUUUUACCACAGACUACUUCGUGUCAGAUUAAUUUCCCGUAUUCUCCCAACAUAGCUCAAGUCCAGCCGGUUCGAGAGGUCGGUUUCAGGGAUUAUGGAUUGGAGCAUCCCAAAUGGCGCUACAGGAGCAAUUACGCGUCCUACUAUUCAACGGACGAGAUUAUGCACCGUGACCUGAUUCAGUCCUCGAGCGGCAGGGCGGAUGUGAUCUUCAAAAACGAGUCCUUGUAUGGACACCACGGGGGGACGAGCUCGCCUUGUAAUUUCUUCACAAACGUCGGGCGAAACGGGGUUCUCCCCCAAGGCUUCGACCAAUUUUUUGAAGCCACAAACUCAGACAAAACAGGCGCGGAGCUCGCCAAACAAAAGACUGACUCUGCUUCUUCUUCCGGUGAUGCUGCGAACAACAGCCAGGAUUUAACCAAGAUAGAGAACACAGAGGCGAGCGGCAGUGUCGACGAGGACUCAUCAUCCAACUGCAACAGCAGCAAACAGAGUUCAUCAACCAAGUCCAGGAAGAAGAGGUGUCCUUAUUCCAAAUACCAAAUCCGAGAACUUGAACGAGAGUUUUUCUUCAACGUGUACAUUAACAGAGAGAAGCGGCUUCAGCUCUCCAGGAUGUUGAACCUGACUGAUCGCCAAGUCAAGAUUUGGUUUCAGAACAGAAGGAUGAAGGAGAAAAAGCUGAACCGCGACCGGCUGCAGUAUUUCACUGGAAAUCCUUUAUUCUGAAAUCUGAUUUACACAAACCCCCCAAACCCCCCCCCCCCCCCCCCCCCACACACACACACACACACGGACGGAGGUGAAACGUAUUGGUGCAUUUAGUUUUAAGAAAAUAUACUAAAUCAAAUCUGAGUUUUUUCAAUAAUCCCUGCAUUUCGUUAAUCGUGCAUUUUAGCAAAUAUUUCAGCAUUUGUGCUUUCAAAAUAUUUAUGUGACUCAUUUACGCUCAUUUCUUGUGCAUUUGUAAUACGCGUUACUGUACCUUAUUGUGCGAAAACCACCCAGACAUUUUUUCCUUCAGAAAUGGCAAAAUGUUGGCGCUCGGAGCCUUGUUUGGUCCUGUUGUUUCCUUUGCUUUGUAACACGGAAUUGUUUACUAAACCUUGAACCGUCUAGACAGUACAAUAAAAGUGCUGUAAACGUCUAUAUAGGGGCUAUUGGACUUUGGUGUGACAACCCCCAAGACCACAUGAGGAGCCGAUCUCCUUCCUGUCUUAAACGGCCUUAACUUCAAUACUGAACCGGUCCUGUUUUAAAAUUCAUUUUUUGAGAUUUGUUCGUGCACCGUUUUUACUGUUUCACACUUUAAGAUAUUCCAAAAAAUUAAUCCCAAUCUGGAAAAAAAAAAUGAAAUUGAUCAAGUUUAUCUUCUUUUCAAAAUUCAAGUCCAGCGCAAAAAUAAGUAAAAGAAAAAAACCUAAAUAUGUGUAAUUGCAGCUGAAACUGUUUCUGAAAGUCAAAUUUCAUGCUUACUAAAAUAAGUGUUUUUUUUAAUUAUUAUUUAUCUCUCAUCCUGCAAAAUCUGCUAGUUAGUCUUGCAGUAAUUCGGUUGAUAUCGGAUGUCAGAUUUCAGGUUUUCCAAAUUUCCAAGUUAUAUUUGCGUUUUAAAGUGUUUGGAAGCUCUGUAGAGGCGUUUAUGAAAGUCUUUUGCAGUGGAACACAUUCACUUGUUUGUCAAAAAUCAAAUCACUGAGCUGUCAGAAGACGUUUGGUUGUCAUCUCGCCCUGGAUCAAAACAGCCUCAGUGACCAUUCCCAUCGUGUCCACACGGGGGCGGUCUUUCAAUUUAAACUGUGAGCAAUCGAGAUGAACCAAACGAUAAUCUGAGAAACAAUAAAAUGAUUAAUCUUCACAUCUAUUUUCCUUAAUCACAACAUUAAAAUAGAUUAUUUAAUUUUUUUUGUUUUUACUUUUUCAUUUUCACCUGUUAGAAAUAAUGCAAUAUAAAAAUAUAGCAUUUCAGGCUUCAUUUCCACUGAAAAACAUAAAACACGCACAUAUUGACUGCAAUUCAAUUUAUGAUUUAUUGUCUUCUAAAUUGCAAUAGCCUUAUGGACCUUCUACUAGAAAAGGAUUAAUACAAAUUGGAUUAUAUCUUCUCUUUGUCUCAAAGCUGGAAAUCCCUGCGGGAUGAAAAAAACAAAAAAAAACAUUGUUGUUAUUUUAAAUAAGCUGCUACAAACUGAAACAAAAGUUUAUUUACUUAAACCAAAAAGGUACCAUUUUGUGUAUGUUGUUAUAUGCUAUAAUUGUUAUAUUUGUUUGAAUAAUUGUUCAUUAUUCUUAAUAAUUGAAAUUCAAAAUAAUGUUAUUACAGCAAUAACGUGUGAGAAUUUCAACGUUUCUGUCUUUCAAGCCAUAUUAUUUUGAAUGUAUGAUUUGUCACGUUUCCAUGACUUGUACAGUCGACUGUAUGCUGCAUUAAGGCUUGUGUUUUCACAGUAUAAUAAAAAUGUAAUGUUCUCUUUGUAAAGACGAGGCCAUUAAACAUUUUCAGUCGUCA
Molecule: messenger RNA, 3258 nt
Organism: Oryzias latipes (Japanese medaka)
Lineage: Eukaryota; Metazoa; Chordata; Actinopteri; Beloniformes; Adrianichthyidae
Gene: hoxd11a
Product: homeobox D11a
Biological process (GO): regulation of transcription by RNA polymerase II; anatomical structure development
Cellular component (GO): nucleus
Molecular function (GO): DNA-binding transcription factor activity, RNA polymerase II-specific; RNA polymerase II cis-regulatory region sequence-specific DNA binding
Source: RefSeq, a predicted model, not a curated record